Messenger RNA from Sphaeroforma arctica JP610, 253 nucleotides. RefSeq lists its product as hypothetical. Gene Ontology annotation, biological process: protein phosphorylation; positive regulation of transcription by RNA polymerase II. The record is from RefSeq and is a predicted model, not a curated record. Gene Ontology annotation, molecular function: cyclin-dependent protein serine/threonine kinase activity; ATP binding; RNA polymerase II CTD heptapeptide repeat kinase activity. Gene Ontology annotation, cellular component: cytoplasm; nucleus; transcription factor TFIIK complex. The annotation marks the transcript as partial. The transcript is spliced from 2 exons. NCBI's taxonomy places the organism in Eukaryota, Ichthyosporea, Ichthyophonida.
GAAUGGCAUUGACCACGGCGCAUUGAGGGAAAUCCGCUACAUGCAGGAGGUCACCCACGUCAACGUAUUGAAGUUGCUGGAUGUGUAUGGUCAUGGUAAGGAGAUUAGCUUGGUGUUUGAUUUCAUGGUGACUGAUCUGCAGAAGAUCAUCAACGAUCGCAGUUAUCUGUUCUCACCCGGUGAUGUUAAGUCGUACAUGCUACAGACCAUGACAGGCCUCGAGUGCCUGCACGCCAACUGGAUAUUGCACAGG